Ophidiomyces ophidiicola is the source of this 1134-nucleotide messenger RNA. RefSeq lists its product as uncharacterized. The transcript has a single exon. Lineage: Eukaryota; Fungi; Ascomycota; Eurotiomycetes; Onygenales; Onygenaceae. Bases 1 to 1134 code for a protein of 377 amino acids. The record is from RefSeq and is a predicted model, not a curated record.
AUGCUUACGAUAUCGGUGAAAAGCCAGCACCCACGUAUACAUAACACCGAUUCAAGUACUCCAGAAAGCUCCUCCUUAUCCUCCUCGAACCCGCCCGUCGCACAAGCCAUUAAACAAUCUCAAAGCUCUUCUAUCCCUAACACCAUGCUCGUCGUUACUGCCCCAACAACCCCUUCCCCUCCUAUAAUUCACAGCAACCCGAAUUCUACGAAUAAACGCCCGAAACUAUCACUUCAGACGUCAUGUCUCCCCGUUUCGUUUGGGAACUCAACAACAGGUCUAUCGCUUAACCGCUCCGCCGGUUGCUCACCUUCACCCACUGUCAGAAACACCUUUAAAAACGCUUUCGAUGCCUAUCAGCGCACAUCCUCUCCGGCGUCCAGGACUAGAAAUGAUGCCCCGAUGAGAGAUUAUAAUGCAUCGAAACUGGACUGUGCGCCCAUGAGCCAAAGUCGCCAUAGUUACGAUGGGCUCCCGUACCAGGUUCCACUAGGCAUUCGGGGUAUAUUACGAAAUUCUCCUAUUCCUGUAUGCUCACUCAGACGCGCUUCCCUAUCGGCUUCCGCGUCGAACGGCCCCGGGAAUGGACGCAGGAUUCUAUUUCCCGCGAAGAAACGAGUAGCUUAUCGGUUCCCGAUCGACGAAGAGAUUAAAACAGUACGAUUUACUGAUAGACAUUCCGAUCUCACCUCGGAUUCAUCGGCAACGCCUUCAUCUUCCUCAGAGGGUGAGUCAGGUUCGGAUAUCUCUGAUUCGUCAAGUGCUUCAGACGAAGAGCCUAUUUUUUGUAAGGAAACAGAAACCCCGGGGAAACGAAAGAAGCAUAGCCGGUACACACGUCAAGUUCGCGCUGCAGGACUUCGUGACAUUGCGCCUCGCCCGAAUGAAGAACCAAUCACGCCGCAGACACCGAUUGCCCGUCGCAGUAAACGUCAACGGCAAUGGCGAUGGACUCUAGGUCCGAUUAAAGAUGGUCACGUGCAGAUGACGUGCCAUGGGAGCGGGAUUGAUGCGGCACCAGAACCGAUAGAGCCUCGAUUGCUGCAGGAGGAGGGGAGGCCAACACCUGCCACCCUCCUCAGCUCUACGCACCCUUCAAUUCCACUGAAGCUCGACGUGAACCCUGUUCUCUAG